AUGUCAUUAGUAGAUCUUGGUCAGCAACUUACCCUUUAUGUUACGUAUUUUGUUCUUAUCAUAGGUAUAAUUGGUAAUGGAAUAAAUAUUAUCAUCUUUUUAACUAAGCCAACUUAUCGAACAACUCCUUGUACAUUUUAUUUUCUUAUUGGUUCCAUAACCAAUUUUAUCUAUAUAAUAAUUAAUUUCCCUUCUCGUAUUGUCACUGGUUAUGGAUUUGAUUUAACUCGUACUUCAGUAAGUUGGUGCAAGGCAAGACAAUGUUUGGUUAGUACACUCAGUUUAAUAACUUUAACUUGUUCAUGUUUGGCAACAAUUGAUCAAUUUCUUGUUACAUCUCAAAAUGUUAAUCUUCGUCGACGCAGUAAUAUUAAAUGGGCACAUCGAAUUGUAUUGAUUGUCAUCAUUAUUUGGUGUCUUCAUGGAAUUCCUAUUGUUUUAUUCCGUAACAUUUCACCUAUCAGUAAAACAUGUACGUUCACUAACGUUGUAUAUGCCACUUACAUACCGAUAUAUUAUAUUGUCAUUCUUUCUGGCACUCCAGUCUUAAUAAUGACCUUUUUCGGAUGUUUAACUUACCGUAAUAUUCGUGAAACACGAAUACUUGCUCAACAACAGGCUGAUCGUCAAAUGGUAAAAAUGACUUUGGUUCAAGUAAUACUUGUUGUGAUUUGUAUCACUCCAUAUGGUAUUGAUAAUGCGUAUGGUUUAAUAACAUCAAACGCUCAAAAAGAUGCAACUCAAUUAAUGAAUGAAAAUUUUGUUGUAACAGUAGUUACUUUGUUAUCCUCUUUCUACUGUUCGGGAAGUUGCUAUAUGUUUUUGAUUUCAUCAAGUAGUUUUCGUCGAGCUGUAAAAGAUCGGAUAUUUUGGUGGCGAAGAGCAAAUCGAAUUAAUCCAUUCCAAGCUGCUACAGUUGGAAGAGCAAGUUAG
Molecule: messenger RNA, 933 nt
Organism: Adineta steineri
Lineage: Eukaryota; Metazoa; Rotifera; Eurotatoria; Adinetida; Adinetidae
Source: the annotation of a GenBank genome assembly